Messenger RNA from Pocillopora verrucosa, 1382 nucleotides. Its product is annotated as carbohydrate sulfotransferase 6-like. The record is from RefSeq and is a predicted model, not a curated record. Gene Ontology annotation, biological process: N-acetylglucosamine metabolic process; sulfur compound metabolic process. NCBI's taxonomy places the organism in Eukaryota, Metazoa, Cnidaria, Anthozoa, Scleractinia, Pocilloporidae. Gene Ontology annotation, molecular function: N-acetylglucosamine 6-O-sulfotransferase activity.
GAAAGGAAUAACGAGACUAACUGAAAACGUUUAACUAGAUGAUCCUUUUUAAAGCAAAUUGAAAGCAUUUUCAAGGACACUUACUCGACCGUUCGGUGAAGACUUCCUAAACCACACCGUAAUGGCCUUUCGCCGGAGAGUUCGACGAAACCUCAUCCUCCUGCUAAUAUUCACUUUUAUAUCUGUUGGUUUAUUUUUCGCUUUACUCCAAACAUCCCGAGACGUUGUCAAGAACAGAAACGUAUUUCAGUCUGGGAGUACGUUUAUUACGACAUCAAAUCUAACGACAAAUGAGGCUCCUUUGGAAAUCAAAACAAGCUCAGUUAACGAUUUGACAGAGAGGAUGUUGCAGCACAAGGUGAAAAGUCGUCAAGUCUUGUUGGUUGUUGCCCACGGAAGAUCUGGUUCUACAUUUCUAGCUGAUAUUUUUGACAAGCAUCCACGAGUCUUUUAUAUCUUCGAACCACUGCACGGGAUUAGGAAAAUGCAAGUCGGGGAUUACGAUACGUUUGCGACGAAUUAUCUUCAACAAAUUUUUCAAUGCAACUUCAGUAUGGGUAAUACAAGCAAAGAGAUAGGUCGUUUUUUUCGUUUCUACAGCCGAGCAUUGAGUUCACCCCCGUUUUGCAAAUACAAGCAAGGAGAUCCAAAAUGGAGCCGAAAGUACUGUUCGCCUGUUACUCAAAAAAAACUUGAACACACGUGUAAAGUGCAGCACAACACAGUCGUUUAUAAGCUUCUUUUGGAUAGAAUCCCUGGCCAAUCACUUGAGAGGCUUUUCCACGUGUGCGAAAUGGCAGAUGUUGAAUGCAAAAUUAUUUAUUUAAUACGUGAUAUGCGACCAGUUGUAAUGUCCUCUCAAAAAGUAGCCUUUUUUCGAGAGGUUGAUCGGAAAACAAGACCAUCCCUAAGACAGUUCGUUUAUUCUUGCUGCGAAAUGAUUGAGAGGAAUCUUUACCUGGUGAAAAAGUUUCCUCCAUCUCUUCGAAGUCGUGUGAGACUUGUGCGAUAUGAAGACUUAGCGGCCGAACCGCUGCAAGUUUUCGAUUCUUUGUAUCGAUUCGCAGAACUCGAAAUGCUAGAAAAUAUCAAACAAUGGAUCGUGAAAAUAACACAGCCGAGUUUUGCGGAUUUGAAAAAAGAGGAAAAACGCCCAGUUUCAAUGAUAAGGAACUCACUGGAAGUUCUGAACAAGUGGCGACUUUUGGCAGAUUCUUGUUUCGUGGAUGUGAUUGAGCGAUAUUGCCGUGAUGCGAUGAAAUUGAUGGGAUAUGUUGCAACAGAUGGUUCGGUGGAAAUGCUCCAAAAUUCAACGAUUCCACUAUUUAACGAGAAUUAUACAACGCAAAAUUGGAUAUAGCAAUUGCAGUCCGCCGGCUGAG